AUGCAACAAUGGCAUGAACGUUUCAAACUUGACCGCGGACUUACUAUGCAUAUGAACGGUUGCGAAGGAGCGCACUUGUCAACGAAGGAGUUAGGCGCAGAGUAUUCUAAUACUAGCCAUUGUCUUCAUUCUUUCAUCAUCUUCGCGUGCAGAAGACAUGAAUGGACCGAUCGAUUGCAAACCGAAGAAAAACCAACUCUGCAUGUCAAGAAACUUGGUUGGCUUUGUCAUUGGCGAGAAGCUGGAGAGGAGGAGCUAAGUAUAGAUCACUACCUCUGGGCUAUAAUCCUGGAAGAGCUGAGCGUAAGAGCGGAUCCAAGGAAUGCUCAAAUCAGAAAUCUGAAAGCUGUUUUGGAAGAAAUCAAGAAGCAAGAGUACAGAACUGCCGAAGAUGGUAGAACUGCAAGUCUAAGUGAACUUUUGAUGCUUAUUUGCUAUAUUUUGAAGCACUGUCACCGUAUUGGCCCUUUCUAUGGCUACGAGAAUCUCGAAUAUAGCUCGUUCACAAAAUCAGACCGGAGUAGCCUCAUUGCUCUCAAAAGGAUUUGUAUUUGGCUCGAACUUUAA
Messenger RNA from Lachancea nothofagi CBS 11611, 567 nucleotides. The record is from the annotation of a GenBank genome assembly. NCBI's taxonomy places the organism in Eukaryota, Fungi, Ascomycota, Saccharomycetes, Saccharomycetales, Saccharomycetaceae.